ACUCUGUCUGUGGAUACACCAAGCUGACACCAUUUCACUGUGGACAUUACACCCUCUGUCAGACAUGGGAGACAUGGGAGACCCUCCAAAAAAAAAAAGACUCAUUUCACUGUGUGUCGGCUGCGGAAAUCAGAUCCACGACCAGUAUAUACUGAGGGUGUCUCCAGACCUGGAAUGGCAUGCAGCGUGUCUCAAGUGUGCUGAAUGCAACCAAUAUUUGGACGAAACUUGCACGUGCUUUGUUAGGGAUGGCAAAACGUACUGUAAAAGGGACUAUAUCAGGUUGUAUGGGAUCAAGUGUGCCAAGUGCAAUAUCGGCUUCAGUAAGAAUGACUUUGUCAUGAGGGCCCGCUCCAAGGUCUAUCACAUCGAGUGUUUCCGAUGCGUGGCCUGCAGCCGUCAGCUCAUCCCCGGGGACGAAUUCGCACUGCGGGAGGACGGGCUCUUCUGUCGGGCGGACCACGAUGUGGUGGAAAGGGCCAGUCUGGGGGCCGGAGACCCUCUCAGCCCGCUGCAUCCGGCCAGACCCCUACAGAUGGCAGCAGAACCCAUUUCUGCCCGGCAGCCGGCCCUCAGGCCUCACGUCCACAAGCAGCCAGAGAAGACCACCCGGGUCCGGACCGUCCUCAAUGAGAAGCAGCUUCACACCUUGCGGACUUGUUACGCCGCCAACCCCCGACCCGACGCACUGAUGAAGGAGCAGCUGGUGGAGAUGACCGGUCUCAGUCCCCGGGUCAUCAGGGUCUGGUUCCAGAACAAGAGGUGCAAAGACAAGAAGAGGAGCAUCUUGAUGAAACAAAUACAGCAGCAGCAGCCCAACGACAAAACGAAUAUUCAAGGGAUGACAGGGACCCCUAUGGUGGCUUCCAGUCCCGAAAGACACGAUGGCGGUUUGCAGGCUAACCCAGUAGAGGUGCAGAGCUACCAGCCCCCAUGGAAGGUCCUCAGUGACUUUGCAUUGCAGAGUGACAUUGAUCAGCCGGCAUUCCAACAACUGGCCUGUUUCUCACAGGUUAGUUUUUCAGAAGGGGGACCAGGCUCCAACUCUACCGGAAGUGAAGUGGCCUCCAUGUCUUCUCAGCUCCCAGAUACUCCAAACAGCAUGGUAGCCAGCCCUAUUGAAGCAUGAGGAGCGUGAACUCUAUGGUCUCCCAAACCCUUCCCUUUUUUCUGUUGGAAAAGUGGGAUUAAGUAUUGGCUUGAACUUCAACAAAGUUAUCUGACGACCCAGUUGAUGCACCAGAGCACCCAGGAUAGUCCAUCUGAUGCAUGGAAGGCCAUCUGGAGCAGAUGGCAUGGUAGCAACACUGUGAAGACAAUCAUGGGAUCUUACUAGGAUUGAACAAUGUCCAUGGUCGUAGGGGCCUUACCUGUCCAGGACAAGGGCAAGACAAGGGUCUUAGAGGAUUUCAAUUUUGUGGAUCUUGGUUCUUUCUAUCUCUUAGCACACUUCAAGACAUUACCACCACUUGACCACGAUGGAGAGAUAGCAGUGAGAUGAUCUUAAUCCGAAUGGUGCUGUAUCCGUUUCACAACAUUUAAUCAUUGCCUUGCCAAACAGGAGCUCCACAGAGUAUGAGACUGUAGACCAGCUAAGUGGACAAUGACUGCGGGAACCUUGAAGGAUUACAGGUGGAGCUGGUUUACAUGUGGUUAGCAAUGUUUUCAACUGACUAAAAAAAAAGGGAGGGGGGUACUGUUAAAAAAAAAAGCAAACCCAGGCUCCCACCUAGCAUGUAACUAUUUCCAAGACUCCCCCUUCUUCAAUCAUCUAGUCCAAAA
Nanorana parkeri is the source of this 1782-nucleotide messenger RNA. It is a transcript of the gene ISL1, whose product is annotated as ISL LIM homeobox 1. Bases 65 to 1129 code for a protein of 354 amino acids. The record is from RefSeq and is a predicted model, not a curated record. Gene Ontology annotation, molecular function: cis-regulatory region sequence-specific DNA binding; DNA-binding transcription factor activity, RNA polymerase II-specific. The transcript is spliced from 6 exons. Gene Ontology annotation, cellular component: nucleus. Gene Ontology annotation, biological process: positive regulation of transcription by RNA polymerase II; neuron fate specification; axonogenesis. Lineage: Eukaryota; Metazoa; Chordata; Amphibia; Anura; Dicroglossidae.